Messenger RNA from Asparagus officinalis (garden asparagus), 1432 nucleotides. RefSeq names its product putative esterase YitV. The record is from RefSeq and is a predicted model, not a curated record. The coding region runs from base 45 to 1265 and encodes 406 amino acids. Lineage: Eukaryota; Viridiplantae; Streptophyta; Magnoliopsida; Asparagales; Asparagaceae. The transcript has 13 exons.
ACCGUGUUCAUGGCGCCAAUCCCACCUGUAUAGUACUCUUGUUUAUGGCGUCGAUUCUUGCCUCUCACUUUCCCUCCGUCACGUGCUUCCGACCGGUACCGCACGUGCUCCGCACCCCGGCGGUUUCUAUCUACAACUACAAAAUCCCCACUGGAAUCAGCACCGAACCCAACUGCAGCAUCAAAAUUGAAAUGGAGAAAGAAGGAGAUGAAGCGUCGAAGCUGCGGUCGGAGUUCAUGGAUUCCCUCCUCAGUCGCCGGCGGCAUCUCCUAGUUCCUCUUAGGGUUGAGACUGGGGAGCCGGUGAAGGAUCCGCUUUACCAGGGAAAGAUCCUCCCUGGUUCUCGGGAGGUGAUGGAAUCAUGUCCAAAGGAAGACAUUACUGAUUUCAAGGAUAAAUUGGUCCAGGAAAACCUCUACUUGAUUACCGAGGCUGGUAAUCAAGGCCGUUUGCCUGUCUUGAUCGUAAGCAUGAAGGAAAGUGCUCCACGGAGACAGCCAGCUAUUGUAUUUUUGCAUAGUUCUUACAAGUGCAAGGAAUGGUUACAUCCAUUACUUGAGGCAUAUGCUUCAAGGGGAUAUAUUGCUGUGGCAAUUGAUUCUCGCUACCAUGGAGAAAGAGCUAGCAACAAGACCACUUACCUAGAUGCUCUGGUCUCAUCUUGGAGAAAUGGUGACACAAUGCCUUUCAUAUUUGACACGGUUUGGGACUUGAUAAAAUUGGGAGACUAUCUAACACAGAGGGAGGACAUUGAUCCUGCUAGAAUUGGGAUUACCGGUGAAUCCCUUGGAGGUAUGCAUGCAUGGUUUGCUGCUGCAGCUGAUACUCGUUAUGCCGUGGUGGUCCCUAUAAUUGGUGUUCAAGGGUUUGGAUGGGCCUUGGAUAAUGACAAGUGGCAAGCUAGAGUUGACAGUAUAAAACCUGUCUUUGACGAAGCAAGGAUUGAUUUGGGCAAGGCAGCAAUUGAUAAGGAGGUGGUGGAAAAAGUCUGGGAUAGAAUUGCUCCAGGUUUAGCCUCGCAGUUUGACUCACCGUAUACAGUUCCUAUAAUUGCACCACGACCGCAUCUUAUUCUAAAUGGUGCUGAUGACCCUCGUUGUCCGCUUGCUGGUUUGGACACUCCGAUCUCCAGAGCAGUUGAGGCAUAUAAAGAGGCCAAUUGUCCAGAAAAGUUUAAGUUCAUAGCAGAGCCGGGAAUUGGGCAUCUGAUGACAGCAUCAAUGGUGAAAGAAGCCAGCGAUUGGUUUGACAAGUUCCUCAAGUGAUGAUGCCUCUAUCAGCCAUGAAUCAUUCUGUAGUUUUGGGAUCGUUGUCUUUCUUCCUAGUUUUCAUCUGUUUUAAAUUUACUAUUCUGUCAUCUAGAAGAAGCCUUUAUAUUCUCUACUUUGAAACAUAGCUUUCUUAGAGCUUAUUCAUAGUUUUAUUUAUUUCA